Molecule: messenger RNA, 3041 nt
Organism: Varanus komodoensis (Komodo dragon)
Lineage: Eukaryota; Metazoa; Chordata; Lepidosauria; Squamata; Varanidae
Gene: CBFA2T3
Product: CBFA2/RUNX1 partner transcriptional co-repressor 3
Exons: 12
Coding region: 207-2018 (603 amino acids)
Biological process (GO): negative regulation of DNA-templated transcription; DNA-templated transcription
Cellular component (GO): nucleus
Molecular function (GO): transcription corepressor activity
Source: RefSeq, a predicted model, not a curated record
UCCGUCCCCGGCGAGCCUCUUGGGACCGAGGCCCCGGAGCCUUUUUUGGAAUAUUUGGCCCCGGUCCUUUUUGCGGCCGUUCUAGUUGGCUGUCAUUCUCCGGGACUUGCCCGACGCCUCGCCGCGUUCCUCGGCUUCUCCUUGGACGAUUACCUCACCUCGCCAACGACCUCAGGACUGUAGCACAGAGAGCGGGCCCAGCAGCGAUGCCUGACUCGCCAGCCGACGUGAAGACGCAGGCCCGAUCCACCCCGCCGAACAUGCCGCCACCAUCACCAGCCAUCACGCAGGGAGCGACGCGGCACCCCACCUUCACGCCAAACCCGAAUGGCGAAGCUGGGCCACCGAUGUUUCUGCCCCGCGGCCGUUUUCAUGGUUGCUUGAAAUGGUCCAUGGUGUGUCUCUUAAUGAACGGCAGCAGCCACUCGCCCACGGCCGUCAAUGGAGCCCCGUCCACCCCCAACGGCUGCAGCAACGGGCCGGCCACAUCCUCCACCGCCUCCCUGUCCAGCCACCAACUCCCUCCGGCCUGCGGCGCCCGGCAGCUCAGCAAGCUGAAGCGCUUCCUCACCACGCUGCAGCAGUUCGGCAACGACAUCUCGCCCGAGAUCGGGGAGCGCGUCCGCACCCUGGUGCUGGGCCUUGUGAAUUCCACGCUGACCAUUGAGGAAUUCCACUCCAAGCUCCAGGAGGCCACAAACUUCCCUCUGCGUCCCUUCGUCAUCCCAUUCUUGAAGGCCAACCUGCCGCUGCUGCAGCGCGAGCUGCUCCACUGCGCCCGCAUGGCCAAGCAGACGCCCGCCCAGUACCUGGCCCAGCACGAGCAGCUGCUGCUGGACGCCAACGCCGCCUCCCCCAUCGACUCCUCGGAGCUGCUGCUGGAGGUCAACGAGGGCGGCAAGAGGCGGACGCCAGACAGGACCAAAGAGAACGGCCUGGAGCGGGACGCCCUGCACCCCGAGCCCCUCAGCAAGAGGCCCUGCACCGCCAGCCCCGCCCAGCGCUACAGCCCCAGCAACGGGCUCGGCCACCAGCCGAACGGGCUGCCCCACCCGACGCCGCCCCCUCCCCAGCACUACCGCCUCGAGGACAUGGCCAUAGCACACCACUACCGGGACGCCUACCGGCACCCGGACCCCCGGGACCUCCGGGAGCGCCAUCGGCAAGCCGCCGUGCACAGCUCCCGGCAAGAGGAGGUGAUCGACCACCGGCUAACGGACCGAGAAUGGGCCGAGGAGUGGAAGCACCUCAACAACCUGCUGAACUGCAUUAUGGACAUGGUGGAGAAGACCCGCCGCUCGCUUACCGUGCUGCGCCGCUGCCAGGAGGCUGACCGCGAGGAGCUCAACCACUGGAUCCGCCGCUACAGUGAUGCCGAAGACAUGAAGAAGGGCUCCAGUCCUGCUGCCCGGCCCCACAACAGCGCCGGCAGCACGGACGCUGCCCCCCUGGAUGCUCAUCGCGAGUUCAUAUCCAGGCCGCUGUCUGGCUACAUGCCGGAGGAAAUCUGGAGGAAGGCCGAAGAAGCUGUGAACGAGGUGAAGCGGCAGGCCAUGUCUGAGCUGCAGAAGGCCGUCUCCGACGCCGAGCGCAAGGCCCACGAGCUGAUCACGACGGAGCGCGCCAAGAUGGAGCGGGCCCUGGCGGAGGCCAAGCGCCAGGCCUCUGAGGACGCGCUGACCGUCAUCAACCAGCAGGAGGACUCGAGCGAGAGCUGUUGGAACUGCGGGCGCAAGGCCAGCGAGACCUGCAGCGGAUGCAACAGCGCCCGGUACUGCGGCUCCUUCUGCCAGCACAAAGAUUGGGAGAAGCACCACCACGUCUGUGGACAGACGCUGCAGGGCCUGCCGGCCUCCUCCGCCGGGGCGGGGAUGGCCGUGGCCGCGGCCCAGCCGGACCCGGUGGCCGCGGGCGCCUCCCUCGCCAGCGUGGCCGCGGCAGGCAGCCCCAGCGACAGCAGCUCGGCCGCCGUCUCGCGCGCCGGCACGCCCGCGCCCCUGGACACGGCGUCCCGCUAGGCCGGCGGCAGGGCAGGGAACCGGGAAAGUGACCAGCCAGCGUCACCUGCUGCUACCAAUGCUCUCCAAAUGGAAAAAACUGCAUUCAGUGCAGUCCCUCAGCUACCUGACACAUAUGUGACCUCCGAAACGACCUCUCUCUCGCACGUGGAAUCCUCACGAAUUCUCAAUACCUGGGCUUUAAGUGGAGUUAAGGCAAAUACCAACCUUCUCCAUUCACUCGUCAGCUUUUUUUAUUAUUACUACUCUUCUGAAUACUUCUUACUGAUAUGAUUUGGGGGAAUUUCUGAUUAUAAUUUUUGCUUUUUGGAUGAGGAAUUUGUCUGCAGGUAUCGCACAUCUUGACUCAGGGCAGGGAAGGCAAAUGAAAAGAUGCUUCCAUCUGUCUUCUGUUGAAGAUGUGGUUGAGAAAAUAAAGGCGUGAACCCCUUCCCUGAAAGGGAGGGGGAGAAGGCGGGAAAAAAGGAUUUCAGUUACAAAAAGCAAGAUUUUUCUUUUUUGUAAAAAAAUAAAAAUAAACAAUAAAAACAUCAAACUCUUUGGCUUUAAGUAAAACAGAAAAGAGAAAAUCCAAAAAGAACCCAACGAAACCAAGUGAAGGAAAGCUUACCUGUAAACUACCUUGCUAGUUAGCCAAGAAGAUACCAGAUUCACCUCUACUCCAAAGGAAAUCCAAAAACCGAAAAAAAUCCAAACUUUUUUUCCACUGCCAAAGUUUCUUUUGUUUCUCCGUUUGGUUCCUUCUUUCUCUUUCUCCUCAUUUUGGGGGCUUUUAUUUAAUUACGUCUUUGGCGAACCGAGGGAUAGCCGAUCGUGUGUCCAGCGCCACCGACUGCGACUGUCGACCGAAAAGCGGCACCGCCGGCUGGAUUUUGGCUCCUCGUGUUCUCAGAUGGGGUGGGUGGGGCGAUCCUGCACUUGGACCUUCCACUCUUCCGGUGUGUAUCCUUGAAGGAGGACAGACGUGCAGCUGUGGGAUCAAAAGGAAUUUUCGUAGAAUAAAGCAAAAAACAAAACCAGAAA